AUGAAACUAUUCGCGUGGAUAGUGGCUAGCCUCACGGCUGAAUCACUCGCUUUCAAGGCGGAGUUGGUCGCUCCAUUGAAAGACCUUCAGAACCUCGCCCCGAGAGCGGAGGAGGCGACUGAUUUAAUUUCGGGAUGGCGCGACUUGGGAUGUUGGUCUGACGACGGCGGCAACCUAACGCUCGGUGACCUCACAACUGGAGGUUACGUCUUGCAAAAGGGAGCAUUCGUCCAGUUCUAUGACACCAGCUCAACGCCAAACUCCCCCGACGUGUGUAUGACAUACUGCAACAAUAACGGAUACACCUUCGCAGGUGUUGAGUACGGUUUCGAUUGCUUGUGUUCCAGCCGUGCCCCGGACACCGCCCGCUCCGGCCAAACAGGAUGUAAUGUGGCCUGUCCGAAUCCUAACGGUGCUCAAACAUGUGGUGGCGGAAACCGCAUUCAGAUCUACACUAAUGACAAACCAUACCCCUACUCGCAACCGAAGACCUCGGGGCUCCAGACGAAUUGGAGCUAUCAAGGUUGCUACACCACCUCGGGAUCCUCCCGCGUCCUCGUUGCUGACUCCACAAACUUGCAAAGUUCUGGAAACGGCGCUACCCAAUGCAUUGACUACUGCAAUGGAAAAGGAUACAGCCUUGCAGGUACUGGCAACGGAUAUGAAUGUUGGUGCGAUAAUGCGAUCCAAGGUGGAAAUUCCCUCGACUCGACCCCAAAUCAGUGCGUGCAACCAUGUGCGCAGAAUACGGGAGAGGGAUGUGGCAGCCCUCAACGCCAGGCCGUGUAUGCCAGACAGACAGAAAGAUACUGCGGAGGAGGAGAAAUCCAACUUCUGGCACCUGGUGUUCCCCCUAUUGUGCAGUGA
This is a messenger RNA of Paraphaeosphaeria sporulosa, 867 nucleotides long. RefSeq lists its product as uncharacterized. The record is from RefSeq and is a predicted model, not a curated record. The coding region runs from base 1 to 867 and encodes 288 amino acids. NCBI's taxonomy places the organism in Eukaryota, Fungi, Ascomycota, Dothideomycetes, Pleosporales, Didymosphaeriaceae. The transcript has 6 exons.